Cetraspora pellucida is the source of this 420-nucleotide messenger RNA. NCBI's taxonomy places the organism in Eukaryota, Fungi, Glomeromycota, Glomeromycetes, Diversisporales, Gigasporaceae. The record is from the annotation of a GenBank genome assembly.
CAACUGAAGACCAACAUCACAAUCGGAAUCAUCAAGAUGCUGAAGCUUACUGCCAACAAUGUAUCAACAACCCUCAGCUAUACAAUUUUGCCUGUGGUUUUUCAGAAAAUGCAAAUAUUAAUUAUCCAAUUCUGCACCAAAUCGACGUUACAAACAGCAUUACAUAUAAUCAUUGCAAUGCUCUCAAACUGCCUAUAGAAAGUCCUGGAAUUUGCUGUUCUAAUGGAAAAAUAAUAUUAGCAGAGCCCAGUAUUCCAAUGUUUUUGCAGCAUUUACUUUCUAGCCAGGACAAUGUUGCAAAGGACUUCCAUAACAAAAUUCAACUUUAUAAUUUUGCAUUUACUUUCACUUUCAUUGGUGCCAGAUAUGAUCAUGGACUUGUCAAUGCACAAUCAGGUGUCUAUACCUUUCAUGUUCAAG